Messenger RNA from Paramecium pentaurelia, 3118 nucleotides. Lineage: Eukaryota; Ciliophora; Oligohymenophorea; Peniculida; Parameciidae. The record is from the annotation of a GenBank genome assembly.
AUGUUAGGCAAAAAAUAGAGUUAAUGUGUUGGGUUCAAUCCUUUUAGUAAAUAUGCAAAAGAAAAGCCAAGUAUAAGUACUAAAAUCAUCAACAAAUUGAAAAGCUUGUUUUAGGUCAAUUUAAAUCCUUCUUCUUGUAUACAAAGGGAACUUAUAUCUCAAUAGACAAUAUAUGUUCCUGUAAAUUCUGAAAUUGUUGGAGCAUAAACUAUAGAGCAAGGUAUCUAUGAUUUACAUUUUAGAUUCUAUAAAAAUAUGUCAUUCUUAGAGUAGCUAAAGAUAAAGAAGAAAUAAAUAUACGAGCUUUGAUGAUCAUCUAAAAGAAUAACAAAGUGAUAUAGUAUAGUAAAAUGAUUAGUCUUCAAAAGUAUAACAAAAAGAAGAAAAAGAAUUGAGAAAGCUGAAUUGUAAUUAUAAAAACAUAUUAAGAUUUAGCCUUAAAAAAAAGUUUCGAUCCUGUUUUACCAAAAGACAUUGAUAAUGCUGAAAUAAAAGAGAAUAAGAUCACUCAUCCACGUAGAAAGCUGAGUUCAUAAUAAUACAAAAAAAGAAAACUUGAUGGUAUGAUUUUAAAAUAAUGUUAGAAAAAAAAAAAUUAGUGGGAAUAAAAUUUGUACACAAGAAAUAAGUAUAAGAUCAAAUUUAGGAUAGUAUAAAUGAGAGUAGAAUCUAAGAAGUUCAAGAAUAAACAAGCGAUGAUUCUCUUAAAAAUAAUAGUCUUCUUGCAGUCGGGUUAAAAGGAGAGCCAUAAAAUAAAGAAAUAACUAUAGUUUAAUUAAAUGAUGAAAAAUCUAAAUAACCUGAUCCACCUAUGUUGACUGUUAAUGAAAUAAUAGAACAUCAAUCUAAAGGCUUAAAGAAAUCAUAAUCUAGGAUUAAUUUGAAUGAAUAAGAGGCAAAGUCCUUUUCUUGCAGUCCUAAAAAAUUAGAAAACUCAUCAUCUCGAAAACAAUCAGAUGUUAUAAAUAAAAAUAAUGAACCUAAAGAAUCUGAACCAUAAAAGAAUAAUGAAAUAAUUUAAUAGUAAGAAGAAAAUAAAUAAGAAAAUAAUUAAGAUGAAAAAUAAUUAGAACCUUAAGUAGAACCAUAAUAAACUGUUAUUAAUUUCUUAAUAUAAGGACCUGUAAAAUAAGAUAAAACUUAAACACCUUCUAUAUUAUCAAAUUUAUUAAAUAAGGUUAUUCCAGAAGAGAAAAAGACUGUAGAAUAAUAAGAAAAGAAUAUAAAUAAUUUUUCAGAUACUCCUUUAUUUGGAUUUGGAAAGUCUAAUGAAGGUCUUCAAGGAUAAAUGUUAGCUAGUAAAAUUAAUGUUUAAUCAUCUUUAUUUGCAUCUUAUGAUUCAAAAGAAUUGAAUUAAUAAUAAUCAUCUGAUUAAAGUUCAAUGUAAAAUUUGUAAUAAAAUUAAUUUACUUUCCUUUAAAAUAAACCAAAUGUUUCUGAAGCUUAAUAAUAACCUUCAAAUACUGAAUCUUCAAGUUCUAAUGUAAAUAAUAAAAAAGAUUCUUUGGAUUAAUAACCAAAAAUAGAAGAAAACAAAUAAAUUUACAGUUUGUUCAAUAAUAUAUCUGGAAGUUAAAAUGAUUAAUUUAAUACAAAUGAUUAAUUCCGUCCAAAGAAAUAACUCUUUUAAAACUUUCUUAAUGUAGCUUAAUCUACAUAAGGAGAGUAAAAAGAUGAAAAUAAAUAGGAUUAAACAAAAGAAAGUAUCUAAAUUCAAAUAAAACCAGAAGAAUAAAAAUCUGUUAGUUUAUUCUCAGGAAUAGUACUUUAAGUUCCAGAUACUAAAAAUUAACCAGAAAAAAAUAAUAAUACAAUAACAUAAAAGGAAUAAGAGUAAUCUAUUUCACCAAUCCAAUCUUUUUUCAAAAUGUAAACUAAUGAUAAUAAUAAUAAAGAAAAGCCAUCUACUGGUCUAUUUGGUGAUCUAUUAAUUAAAUAAAAUGAAAAAGAGAAAAUUAAUUUAGAUGUUAAAGUUGAAGAAUAACCUCCUUUAUUAAAUAAUGUCAAUAGUGUAUAAAUUAAUAAAAUUUAAGAUAAUAAAGAUACAACUAAUAAUAUUGUACCAACAUCAAUCUUUGGUACUAAUAGUCUAUUUAAUUUUGGAAAUAAAAAUAAUUUAGAAACUCCAACAAAUUAAGAUAGUAAAUAAUAAUAAAAUAAUUCUUCAAAACCAGAAAUAUAAACACCAUUACCUAAUUCUAUUGGAUUGAACUGUUAAUGGAAAUCAUCAUCUGAUGAUCAAAAAUAAAAUAACUAAUUUAAUAUCAAUAGUGAACCAAAACAAUAAAAACCAUAAUCUCCUUUUGCAUUUUUGUAAUAAUAAUAACCAAAAAGUGAACAUACAAAAUCUGAUAAUUUAUCUUCUGAUCAAAUUAUUAAAUCAAUAGCUACUCCAGUAAAACCAAUUGAUAAUCCCUUUUUAUAAUAAUCCCCAAAAAUUGAUUAAGAAUAAAUAGACUCAUAUUUUUCAAAUCAUUCUUAAUAGAAUAGAGUUAUUUAAGAUGGUCAGAUUAAGGUUUAGACUUCCCUAUUUUAAAGUGAUUUAUUCAAAUAAUAAAAUAAUGGACCAUCCAUGUUUAAUUUCCCACAAUAUCCAUAACAAUAAACAUAGCCAUAACCAUAAUAAUUACCUAUAUAAACAUAAGUUUUCUCUUUCUAAUAAAUUCCCUAAUAAAAUUAAUUCCCAUAAUAAAAUACUUUAUUCUAAACAGGUUUAAAUAAUUACAUGAACAUGAGUAAUAAUGGAAUGCAUAAUGAAAUGGAAUAUAUAGAAAUGCCUUAACCUAAUCAAUAAUUAUAAUAUGGAUAAUAGUAAUAGUAAUAAUUGAAUCCAUUUUAAUCAAUUUUAUAACCUUCACUUAGUGCACCUUCUACUUUCCCUACAUAAUUACAGUAGUAAAUUUCUGGUGGUUUUAAUGCAGUUUAAUUAUUUUAAUAAAACUCAUAACCAUAACAUGAUCUGACGUCUUAAUUGUUUAGUCAUAAUCAAAAUAACAGUAAAAUUAAUUUAUUAUUUUCAGGUCUAUUCCCACAAGAUCAAUCAAAGUCAGUAAAUUAAUCACAAAGUUUAAAUAGUAGUUUCUAGAGUAGGGAUAAAAAAAAGAAAUAAAGAAUUUGA